Messenger RNA from Ophidiomyces ophidiicola, 3018 nucleotides. RefSeq names its product proteasome regulatory particle subunit (gene RPN7). Gene Ontology annotation, molecular function: L-alanine:2-oxoglutarate transaminase activity; pyridoxal phosphate binding. Bases 1 to 3018 code for a protein of 1005 amino acids. Gene Ontology annotation, biological process: biosynthetic process. The transcript is spliced from 4 exons. The record is from RefSeq and is a predicted model, not a curated record. Lineage: Eukaryota; Fungi; Ascomycota; Eurotiomycetes; Onygenales; Onygenaceae.
AUGGGUUCCGAUCCUCAAUAUGCCAAAUACCCUGACCUCACGCUCUCGCAAGAUGUUUUCAACCUCGCCAACUCAGCAUGCCCUGCAGCUGUACGAGAAAGCUCCCUGAAACGCCUUCAAUCUGUCAUCGAAAAGAACCAUAUGGCCCCGUUAUAUCGACAUUUAGCUCACCCCGUCGAUGGCAUUUUCAAUUCAAGCGGCGAAACUUCGCCGCAGCACUCAACAAACCAGAACAAACAGCAAAUAGUGUGUGACAUGCUACCCCAUGCGCGCAAUAACGUGUCUGUUGGAUUUCCUUGGGACGAGAGAUUAUACGAAAAACUUCUGGCCGAAAACAAGAAGGAGCUUGAUGCUUUGCAGAAGGAGGAAGAUGACGCUGCCGAAGCCGCUGGAGACACCGAAGUCCAAGCCGCGCGAGGGAAGCGCGCAGAAUUUUGGGCUCGAGUUGGCGAUAAGGAGAAAGCCAUCACCGCUUAUGAGGCCGUUUUCGAAAAUACCGGCGUAUUAGGAACGAAAAUCGAUAUCGUUUUAGCGAUGAUACGAAUUGGGCUAUUCUUUGGGGAUAAAAUAUUUGUCAAGAAGCACAUUGAAAGAGCGAAUUCGCUUGUCGAAGGCGGCGGUGAUUGGGAUCGAAGAAAUCGUUUGAAGGCUUAUAAAGGCCUCCAUUUACUCACAACUCGCAGCUACAAACUGGCAGCCCCUCUCUUGCUCGAUAGCUUGUCUACUUUUACCAGCUACGAAUUAUGCAGCUACUCGUCCUUAGUUAUAUACGCCGUUAUUGCGGGAUCGCUAUCGUUGAAAAGAGUUGAUUUUAAAGCGAAGGUUGUUGACGCCCCAGAGAUAAAGGCAAUUCUAGGUGAGGGAGAAGAGAGAUUGUCUGCACUUUCCGGAGCCAUAUCCUCUGGUCCCGGCGCUGGAGAUGAAGAGAUGAAGGAUAUAUCUACCGGAGCUUCAGGCCAAACAGCGACAGUUGUCAACCUUACCACUUUAGGCACUGGAACUGGGAUUGAGACAGAGAAUGAGGUACCAGUUGAUUUUUCUCCUCUUGCAAACCUUGUUAGCAGCCUUUACAGUGGAAUUUACCGCACGUUUUUCACGGCACUUGCAGCAGUGGAGGACAACUUUGUGACACAGGAUCGAUAUCUACAUGAGCAUAGAUCGCGGUUUGUUAGGGAGAUGCGGCUGCGAGGGUAUCAACAGCUCUUGCAGAGCUACCGCAUCGUGGGCCUUGCCAGCAUGGCCAAGGAAUUUGGUGUGACCGUUGAUUUCCUUGAUAAGGAUCUUGCCAAAUUCAUUGCUGGUGACAGAAUAUCCUGCACGAUUGACAGAGUGAAUGGUGUAAUCGAGACGAACCGCCCAGAUGACAAGAACAAGCAGUACGCCGAUGUGGUCAAACAAGGCGAUGCACUGAUCACGAAACUUCAGAAAUACGGCCAGGCUGUGAGACUACGGGGCAAUACCGCUCGAUCCACCCCUCUCGAUGCUCGUGCGCUGCGCAACUACUCGCAUGGCAAGACCAGCUCUCCCCCAGCCGGUCGUCUACACAAGGGCAACAUCAACCCCAAUGUUCUAGCCGCUCAAUACGCGGUUCGCGGCGAACUUGCCGUCAAAGCGGAAGAGUAUCGAGUCAAAUUGGAACAAGGAGCUCAGCUACCAUUCGACAAUGUUAUUUUUGCCAAUAUCGGUAACCCACAGCAAUUGGAUCAGAAACCUAUUACCUUCUUCCGACAAGUUCUGAGUAUUCUCGAAUACCCCGACUUGCUACGGAAGGAAGACAUUCUGAGAUCAGCACUUGGGUUCAAGCAGGAUGCCAUUGAUCGCGCCAGACAUCUACUGAAGGAUGUACGCAGCAUUGGCGCCUACACUCAGAGCCAAGGCUCCCCGGCCGUACGGCAAAGCAUCUCUGCUUUUAUUGAGAAACGCGAUGGCUUCCCUGCAGACCCAUCUCACAUCUAUCUAUCUGCUGGAGCUUCUUCAGGAGUAAAUACACUUCUCAGUAUUCUUUGUGCUGAUCGCAACAGUGGUGUCCUAGUUCCCAUUCCUCAGUACCCUCUAUACACAGCUACUCUGUCUUUGCUCAACGCAAGAUGUGUCCCUUACUACUUAGAUGAGGGGAAAGGCUGGGGUUUGGAUGUGGAUGGUAUUAGAGCCUCUGUGGCUAAAGCCAAAGCAGAAGGCACUGAUGUCCGUGCUAUUGUUAUAAUCAACCCAGGAAACCCUACGGGAGCUUGCCUUGGUGCAGACGUCAUCAAACAGGUGAUUGACCUGGCUGUUGAAGAGAAGCUCGUCAUCAUGGCCGACGAAGUCUAUCAGACCAACGUGUUCCAAGGAGACUUUGUCUCCUUCAAAAAGCGGCUCCGGCAGCUGCAACGGGAGUCGGAACGGUACAGCCACGUGGAACUGGCUUCCCUGCACAGCGUAUCCAAGGGCAUGGUCGGCGAAUGCGGCCACCGCGGCGGCUACUUUGAGCUUGUUGGCUUCCAUGCCGACGUCGAAGAGCAGAUCUACAAAUUCAUCAGUGUGAUGCUGUGUCCGCCCGUCAUUGGGCAGUGCCUUGUGGAACUCAUGGUCAAUCCGCCGAAGACCGGAGACCCAAGCUAUGAGGUGUACCAGAAGGAGUACAAUGCCAUCUCGGUAGGCUUGCGCCAGCGUGCCUUUGCCCUGUACGAGGCCUUCAAGUUGAUGGAAGGCGUUGAGUGCCAAGAGCCACAGGUAUGGCCAUCCACUGUUGUCUUCGAAUUAUUUUUGCUGACUGUGUCCCAGGGCUCGAUGUAUCUGUUUCCAUCUAUCACGCUGCCGCCCAAGGCAUUGGCGGCGGCUAAAGCUGCCAAUCGCCAGGCCGACGAGUUCUAUGCUCUCAGGCUCCUUGAUGCUACUGGCGUCUGCAUUGUUCCGGGCUCCGGGUUCGGGCAGAAACCCGGGACAUUUCAUUUCCGUACAACGUUCCUGGCUCCUGGCACUGAGUGGGUGAGCCGAAUUGUGGAUUUUCACAAAGGAUUCAUGGAUGAAUUCCGGUGA